AUGUUUCGCUUUAGCAAAACCCUCGACCCCAUCACCCUCUUCCACAACCCAAACCUCGCCCCCUCAACCCGAACCCUAAACAUCCUCAAGCAAGCCUCAGCUGCUGCUGCAUCCUCCGCAACCGAAGACCAAGCCAGCGACCACAGCACCCACUCAAAGCAACAACGCGGCCAAUUCGAAUUGGAAGUCACAACCGACAACCCAACGACCGAUCAGCUGCGCUCGAUCCUGGAUUACAUCUCGCCGACCAGUGGCACCGGUGGUCUGGGUAACAAGGAGACUUACGCUGUUUCUGAAUUGAUUCGUGGUGCCAGGACUGCUGAGGAAGCGUUGAAGAAGUUCAAGGAGGAUCCCUCUGGGAGCUUUGUUAAGCCUAUCACUGUUGAUUGGACCAAUGGUCGUGCUGUUAUUGGUGAUCAGGAGUCUGCUAUCUUGAAGAUGGUUAGACAACUUCCUGAUAACUAG
Messenger RNA from Penicillium cosmopolitanum, 465 nucleotides. RefSeq lists its product as uncharacterized. Bases 1 to 465 code for a protein of 154 amino acids. Gene Ontology annotation, molecular function: oxidoreductase activity. The transcript is spliced from 2 exons. Gene Ontology annotation, cellular component: mitochondrion. NCBI's taxonomy places the organism in Eukaryota, Fungi, Ascomycota, Eurotiomycetes, Eurotiales, Aspergillaceae. The record is from RefSeq and is a predicted model, not a curated record.